AUGGUUAAGUCCCUUUUGAAUGAAGAUCCAGAAGAUUGUACUAAAGUAGGCCUGGCUCCUUUCUGCAAACUUAACCCGUCACCAGAUGCUAAAUCUGAUUUUUGGAAGACGGAGUAUGAUCAUGAGGCUGCUAAGAAGGCCAGGGCUGCCAAGAAAGCCACCAAGAAAACCGCCAAGAAGACCACCAAGAAGAAAAAGAAACUCAGUGCCUCUGAACUGCUGAAUCUGGACGACACCUCUGAGUCGGAGGUAGCCAUUGAUUCUCUUGGCUCGUUUUUCAAUCAUCUUAUUGACUCUGACUAUUACCAGGAUGACACGGGAGCCAGCCAAGCAGCUGAAGAAGAGGAACUUGCUCGUUCUUCCUCUGGUGACUCAUCGCAAACCGAGUUGCCGGCUUUCAAGACUGCCCCUGGGGGACAAGCAAAGCCUAACAAAAAGGCAAAGGUGACCAAGCCAACUGAGGCACCUGAAGUUGCUGAGUCGGAGCAGCAAAUCUCUGCUCUUGAAGCUUCUGACAAACAGCCAGAGGAAACUAUCACUGACGCUCUGCCUGAGAUUCCGGAUCUCUGUGUUGAUGACACUACUAUUAAUCCUUCAAAUCCUGCACCAUCCAGCUCACUUAAGCCGUCGGAGACUCAUAAUGAUGACGUGUUGAUUACUGGCACCGGCUGUGUAGAGCCGGGAAAUCCAAUAGCCUUAGCUAAGCAUACUGCCAAGCAAGAGGUUAUUGAGAGGCAGAAGAUGAAGUUUGACGUCUCCCAUUAUACGCAACUGAGCAGCAGUGAGAUCCUCUCUGGUUACCUCAGCCAAGCUGCUAUUGCUGAACUGGGGUCUCAAUUAAACGACGCAAAGACCCGGCUGGGGACUCAGGAAACUGAGACCCGAAAAGCUGAGUCAAAGUUCCAGUUUAGCGUGGCUGAGUCGGAAAAGCUGAAGACUAGUUUUGAGGCAGAGAAGAAGACUUGGGCUGAAGAAAAGACUGCUUUAAUGCAGCGGGCUGAGAAAGCAAAGGCGGCUCUUCAUGAGGUCACCACUGAGCUCACCGGCUUAAAACGCCGUGUAUCUCAAAUGGUUUCUGCUAUCUUUGGUCCCAGGAGCAGCAACCUCAAUCAAGACAUGCUUGUGAAGCAGAAAGCUGUCUAUACACUUGUUGAACAGCUGUUCGAUGAGAUGAAGCGAUCAUCUGCAAGAGUCGGCGCUGUGACAGCUUUGAGCCGGGCAAAAGCAUGGGUACCGAAAUUAGAGUCGGCUGAUGUAGCCACUGGAUACCCAAGCUUAAAAGAGGAUGGUACUCCUUUUGACCAAAAUGACUUUGCAGCCUAUGUGAAGGAAAUUCGUCCAAUGGCCACCCAGAUUGCCAAUGAUUUAGACAUUUCAAAGUACCAUCCGGCUUAUGACAAGCAAAAUCAGAAGAUGCCUACACCGGCUUACAGAGUGAUGGAUUUGAUCCCUCCAAUCCGUAAGCAUACUUUUGCCCCUGAAGUUGAACCGUCUGAUCUUAUAGAUGACGAAGCUGAAUUUCAAGCUUUAUCUGGCAUCGAUUGGUCAUCACCUGAUUUUCAGACGGCGGAGAAGGACGAAGAACCGGAGAAGGAUGAUCCGGAAGCCUCCAAUCAGUGA
Aegilops tauschii subsp. strangulata is the source of this 1620-nucleotide messenger RNA. NCBI's taxonomy places the organism in Eukaryota, Viridiplantae, Streptophyta, Magnoliopsida, Poales, Poaceae. The record is from RefSeq and is a predicted model, not a curated record.